CGAAAUCGAUUAAAAUAGCCAUUGCUUUGUCUGUUUUGUUCUCAUUUGGAUUGGUUUUGUAUGUGCCAGUCUCAGUAUUGUGGCCGAUGAUCCAGUCGAAAUUUCGCGGGUCCCCGACUCGUUACGGAGAAGCCAUAUUCCGUUCAAGCGUGAUGAUCGCGGCGACAACGCUGGCAAUCGCCGUACCAAAAAUGGUCCCCCUGCUUAGCUUCCUCGCGGCGUUGAGCAUGACCACGAUUAUGCUGCUGAUCCCUAUACUGAUAGAGACGGCGACUAAAUGGCAGCAAGCGACGCGAUUCCUUUUCGCCAAGAACAUCAGCAUCUUUCUCAUCUGGGUGUUGCUGCUGAUUUCUGGAUCGAUCGAGAGCGUAUUGUCCAUCGUCAGAGAAUACGGCGACGUGAAAGAGAAUGGAUGCUGAUUAUUGGCCAGUUAAUCAGUGAAAAUGGAGAAACCAGUUUCCUCAACAGUUGGAAAAAAAAAACAUUUAAAACGAGUGUUACACACAACAGCGUUUUUGUUGUCUUGCAAAAAUUGUUUAUAUGUAUGGAAAUAAAGUCUUGCUCCUAUUUCUCCUA
Heterotrigona itama is the source of this 576-nucleotide messenger RNA. The record is from the annotation of a GenBank genome assembly. Lineage: Eukaryota; Metazoa; Arthropoda; Insecta; Hymenoptera; Apidae.